Messenger RNA from Drosophila elegans, 6478 nucleotides. It is a transcript of the gene psq, whose product is annotated as broad-complex core protein isoforms 1/2/3/4/5. Bases 728 to 3988 code for a protein of 1086 amino acids. Gene Ontology annotation, cellular component: nucleus. Gene Ontology annotation, molecular function: DNA binding; protein binding. The record is from RefSeq and is a predicted model, not a curated record. Gene Ontology annotation, biological process: regulation of transcription by RNA polymerase II. The transcript has 10 exons. Lineage: Eukaryota; Metazoa; Arthropoda; Insecta; Diptera; Drosophilidae.
AAAAUGGCGAACACGAGCACUCCGAUGAACGACGAGCUGAAAAAAUAAUUAUUAUUUUAAAUUCCGUUUUGCCAGCGAAAUUCGGUGUGCGUGCGCGUAAAAAGAGUGCGGAAAAGCGCGGUUGGAAAUUUAUAGCAGCGCAUUAUGAAGCGGUCAAAGUGCGGCGCCAAUCGAAAUGGUUAGUCCAAUAAAAAUUAAGCAGCGACAGCGUGCCAGCCAAGAAAAUCAAAUAGAAUAAAUUUAAAGUUUUUUGCUUUGCGAAUUAUGAAAAACCAAUCGCAAUGCGUGUGUGUGUGUACGUGUGGUGCUGCCUGCGCGCGUGUGUGCGUGAGCGAGCGUAGAAGCAGAAGGCGCAGCGAAAAAUAAAAAUAAAAGCGAACAAAUUAAUAAAAAAGGUGUACUAAACGCAAAAGAGAAAAAAAAAACAAGAGAAGCAACAACAAAAACAACACAAAACUGGCGGUAAAUUCGUAUGCAGUACGAAAAAACAACAACAAAACGCAAAGUAACGGGAACUCUUUGACGUAUUUCCUCUAUUAUUAUUAUGCAAAAAGGCAGGCGGCAAAUUGCAGCAGCAGCGAAAAUCAAAUAUAAAUAGCGAAAAGCAGGAUAUAGGAUAUAUACAGCGAAUUGAACACGUCACGUCAUUGGCGCGACAACAAUAAACCGAAGCCAGCAAAAGGAAUUUUAAGGAUAUCGAGGAAGCUUAAAAGUAAAUCCAUUGAAAAUGGCAGCGGUACGAGGACAUCAGUAUUUCAGCCUGCGCUGGAAUAACUAUCAGAAUACGAUGACAUCGGUGUUCCAGCAGCUGCGCGAGGAUCUAUCCUUUGUGGAUGUCACAUUGUCCUGCGAACACGGAUCCCUCAAGGCGCACAAGGUUGUCCUGUCCGCCUGCUCGACAUAUUUCCAAAAACUAUUGCUCGAGAACCCUUGCAAACAUCCCACGAUCAUCCUGCCCGCCGACAUUAUCUUCACUGACCUGAAAACCAUUAUCGAUUUCGUUUAUCGCGGUGAAAUAGACGUCACUGAAUCGGAAUUACAGGGCCUCUUACGCACCGCCGAGCAGCUAAAGAUCAAGGGCCUCUGCGAAACCGCCGAGAACGCGGAUGACCUUAACGACGCGGCCACAGCAACAAUCACCGUUUCGGAGAACAUUCAGCAGGCGGUCGUUGGUAAUAUUGUGAAUGCCACCAUAGUUCCCGGAGCUCCGUCGCCCUCCUUGGAACAACAGCAGCAGCAGCAACACCACCAGCAGCAGCAGCAACAACAGCAGGCACAAGAGCAGCAUCAGCAGCAACAGCAACAGCAGCAGGUGCAUGCCCAGCAGCAACAGCAGCAGCAGCAGCAACAAAUUAACGCUGCCCUGCUGACGCAACACGGAGUGCCCGGCGGAAGUGUAUCCCUAUCCGGACAGUUGCUAAGCUCCUCGGCCAGCGGCAGCAGCGGAAGCUCGGCCGGCGGACAGCAACCACCACAGACGCCAUCCGGUUUGCAGCCGACGCCACGCAGGUCUCGACUCAAGCGCUCCAAAUCGCCGGACUUGCCAACGGGCGGAGGAGCAGGAAGCUCUGGAGGCUCGAGCAGUUCAUCGUCGCAGCAGCAGCAGCAACCCCAGCCGGCGCAUCACCACCACCCGCAGACCAUACUCAUCCAGGGCCAAAAUCCCAAUUCUAUUGUGAGCCUGCAGCAGACGGCCGACGGCAAUUAUAUACCCGUGUCGGCAACAGGAGACGAUUCGGACGUCGAGGAUCACGAUCACGAGCACGAACACGGCCACGGACACGGUCACGGAGGACAUCCGCACGGACACGGACACAGUCACGAUCACGAGCACGAGAACAAGCCGAAUAAGAUCUGCAAGACCGAGCAAUCGGUGGCCUCGCCGGCGUCCAAUUCAUCCAGCGCCUCAAACAAUGCAACAGCGGGCGUGAGCGGCGUGACAUCCACCGGCCAAGCCAUCGUCACACAAAUUGUAGUAGCGCGCGACGGAAAAGAUACAAAAAAUAUGACUAGUUUAGGCAUGGGCAUGAACGGCGGCCUGUUGGGCGUGCCCAUGGGCUUCCUGGACUUCACACCCGAGCCACCAGCACCAUCCGCCACCCCAGUCACCGUUACGGAGCACGUCGAUCUGUCCUGCAACCCCAGCACGGACACGCGCGAUCUAUCAAAUCCCACCGAACCGCUCGAUAUAGACAAUCAUCUGGCCCAGCAGAUCCAUCGGCUCGAUCAGUCCCCCAUGCACUCGAUAUCGCAUCACCACACCGGCGAUGAAAGCAACUCCAAUCUGGUGCAGCACAUCAAGAGCGAGGUGAUCGAGGCCAAGCACCUGGCAGCUGCCCAGCAGCAUGCCCUUAGCCAGGCCCAGCAGCAACAUGCCCAUCACCAGGCCCACCAGCAGCAGCAGCAGCAGCAGCAGCACCAACAGCAUCAGCAACAGCAGCAGCAGCAACAGCAGCAACAGCAGCAGCAGCAUCUCCAUGCCCAGCAGAUGUUGGCCCAAAGUCAGGCCCAGUUGCAGCAACAACAGCAGCAGCAGCAACAGCAACACCACCAGCAACAACAACAGGCCGCAGCAGCGGCAGCAGCUGGUGUGCACGGCCAGCAUGGGGGACAUGUGACGCACGCCGACAUCGGCGGUGCCACAGUCAUGGAGAUUGAUCCGAGCCAGAUUAAACACGAGCCGGGCAUGAUAAUAACGCCAGAGAUUGUCAACAUGAUGUCCUCAGGGCAUAUGGACAUGUACAAUUCGGACACGAGCGAGGAUUCGAUGAUGAUCGCCAACGGCUCGCCGCAUGAUCAGAAGGAGCCGCACUAUACGAAUUUGGACCAGCAACACGGUCUGGGUGGCAGCGUUUGCGGCCCGGGGCCCGGCGGUGCUGGUGGUGGUGGGGGCAUGAGUGGUGGUGCUGGCUCUGGCUCUGGCGAGAAAGGUCAGUUUAAUGGUCCCAAAGCUUGGACACAAGAUGAUAUGAAUUCAGCUUUAGAUGCAUUAAAGAACCAAAACAUGAGCCUGACGAAAGCGUCCGCCAUUUAUGGCAUCCCAUCGACCACCCUGUGGCAACGUGCUCAUCGCCUGGGCAUCGAAACGCCCAAGAAGGAGGGCGGCACCAAGUCGUGGAACGAGGAUGCCCUGCAGAAUGCCUUGGAGGCGCUGCGUUCGGGUCAGAUAUCCGCGAACAAAGCGUCCAAGGCCUUCGGCAUCCCCUCCUCGACGCUCUACAAGAUUGCCCGGCGCGAGGGCAUCCGCCUUGCGGCGCCCUUCAAUGCCGCCCCAACCACGUGGACGCCCGAGGAUCUGGAGCGUGCCUUGGAGGCGAUACGGGCGGGUAAUACCUCGGUGCAGAAAGCCAGCGCUGAGUUUGGCAUACCCACAGGAACACUUUACGGACGCUGCAAACGGGAGGGCAUUGAACUGUCGCGUUCGAAUCCAACGCCCUGGUCCGAGGAUGCCAUGAACGAGGCCCUGAACUCAGUGCGCGUUGGCCAAAUGUCCAUCAACCAGGCGGCCAUUCACUACAACCUGCCCUACAGCUCGCUCUACGGCCGCUUCAAGCGCGGCAAAUACGACGUGGUGGCCAACACGAGUGGCGUGGCGCUCCUCAACACCUCGGGCAACACCACCGGCAGCAUUGAGAUUAUCGAGCACAGUCAGGAGAAUUCGUUGCAUAUGUUACAGCAACAGUUCCCGUACAGCCCGUCGCCGCAUCCGCCAACGCCGCAGCACCACAGCACGCCGCAGCAUCACAGUACGCCGCAGGGUCCGCCGACGCCGCAGCACAUGCAGCAGCACGUGGUGCACAUGCAACAGCAGCAGCAGCAGCAACAACAGCAACAGCAGCAGUCGCCCCACCCGGGUCACCAUCCGCAGCAUAUGCAGCAGGAUGUGGUUACAUCGAGCAGUCAGGUGGUGCACAGCCAACAGCAGCAGCAGCAGCAACAGCAGCUUCAGCAGAUCUAUCAGCAUCACGGCACGCCGGAGCGUAGUUGAGAAUCACUGCAUGCUGCGGCAAUAAUGGGCAGCACCGGUGGUGGAGGAGGUGGUGGAGGAGGAGUAGGAGUAGGAGGAGCCAGCACUAGUGGCAGCACAGCGGCUAGUAGCACACCCUUUGCCAGCAUAUCGGCACUGGUCAGCGGACCGAGCAGUGCACCACCACCACCACCACCAUCAUCAUCGGUGGCUCCCAGUGGCUCGUCGACAGCCAGUGGCGGCACCAGCAAGCGCAAGAAAGCCAACAAGCAAAAGCGUUGAGAGCAGGAGCAGGAUCAGCCACACGAUAAGUUGCAAUUGCAAACAAUUGCCGGAGUGGCCAGACCCGGGGACAUUAAGUUUAGAUUUAAUUGCAAGCACUGGAAGCGCAAGCUGCGCCAGUUUCAUUUGCUAUUGUCCAAACAGUAGUCAAUCAGUCAGUUAAGGAAGUUAUAUGAAUGACCCACAGACAACAAAUUGCCAAGGGUAGAGGGCAGCAAACCAAUCACAAAAAAAAAAAAAAAAAAAAACAAAAAACACUUUUCAACUAGAUGGACAUUAAUUACACAAUCGAGAUGUGUAUAAAAUGUAAAUAUAUAACGAAAUAUGCUUUAUCUACAUUAUACGGAAAAUAGUUAUAUAGGUAAUAGGUUUGCAAAAGUCCUUUGUUUUAGCCAAGUAAGUUGGAGCUGAGAGAGAAAGAUAUACACAUGCAUAGAUCGUAAGAGAAAAAUGAAUUUUAGAUUUGCCUAGGCUCGAAAGAAAAUGAAUUCGUUUUGGGCUCGCAGUUUUAAGAGCACUUUGUUAUCAAUGGACAUGGGACACGCGUUUUUAUUGAUGAACUCGUAACCAUUCUAAGAACAUUUAACUAGGAGCUAAACGUGGAAUCCCGAUUUCAGAUUUCCUCCCCCUUCUUCUGCGUUUUGUUACAAAUUUCGCUUAGUGUGAGACUGAAAGUGCGCCUAAAACUGUAGAAGAAACCCAAGCCCAAAACUAUAGUGAAAACGCAUACAAAACAAACCCAUAUAUGAAUCAAAUGCUUUAUAACCAUAUUGUUUGAACGAAAAGAACGAAGGGGAGAAUACCUUAAUGUAGAAUUAAACCAAAUUAUCAAGGUCCUAGAAAUUAAACUCAUUAGCAUGUAAUGACAACUGCAAACAGAUCAGAUAAGAGAGAAAAUUAAGAGUUAUUUGAAUUUAACUGGAGGCGCCGUGAAUCAACCAAUAUUGAUUUGAUUUCAACUGAAAUAAGAAUAUAGCCAAUACAUAAUUGUAGACAUGAAGUAACUGCAAGAAAACAACCCAUGGAAUGUAUUUUUGAUAGAAGCAGAAACAAAAGCAGCCGAAAUUAGCAAAUCGAACUGCAAUUGUUAUUAAUGUUAAGCUCUAAAUAAUGUCCUUUCGGAAUCACAUUCAAAACAAAGAUUUAAAGCAAGUAUGUAAGAGAAAUCAACCAAUAAAUACACGCGUAUAUAUAUGGAUGCAUAAAAAUCUCUAAGUGAACUGUAAAAUUUUUAGUGUAGCAGCGAACGAGUGUAGUAAUAAUAAACCAUCUUUCUUUAAAGAACACUUUAUUCAAGCGGCUUUAUGUUGCCCCACGAAGGAAAGUUGAUAUAAUAGUAUCUAUAUCAAAAAUCGGAAAUAAAAUCUACAAGGAGAAAAAAUACAUUCAAAAUUUUGAAACUAGAAAUUUAAAAAGAAAAAAAAUGUAUAAUAGCUUCCACUAGCGUAUCUACAUAAUUAGGAAACGAGGAAAGGAUACUCUUAACACCCAUCUGAAGUAACUUCAACUAUUUUUUGGUUUCAUCUCAACUAUACGUGUGCGGAGAACACUUGAAAAUCUUUGUAAAUACAUUUGAAUAAUUUCUUUAGUUGUUAGUUGUCCUAGGGGAACAGGUAUCUGAAAAUUACAAAAUCAAAUGUUGCAAAUUAAUUUAUUUUAGCGUUAUAGACCCGUAGAACUGAAUGCAAUAUGCUUACCUUAAACUCAACAUAAUUUAAUUCUAUUCCUAUUAUCUUUAGUUGGAUUCAUUUUAAUGUUUUAUAGCAAAACUGUAUAUCAUUGUAAAUUAAUUAACGCAUACAAAGUAGCAUCUACAAGAGUUAAAUCAACAAUAAAACAAAAAAUAUCAUUAUAACCUUGUUAAAAUUGUCGCAAGAGCAAUUAAAAAAUGAACCCAGCAACUUGAAGAAGAAUCGAAAAUGAAGGCGAAUCACAGAAGAGUAAAAAUAAUAAAAUAUAACAUUUUAAAUUUUAAGCUAACUAAAUGUGUAAGAGUAACCUUUAACCAUACAAUAUUAUAGCACAUUUUGGAUUAUCAAAUAUGCAUAUACAGCAAAUAUCUAUUAUAAACGGUAAAUGUAAACCCAAAAAGAAACACUGAAACAAUCUAUGUAACAGCCGAAAUAGCAAAAAACCCAUGUAAUAAACAAACAACAUUUAAUGUAAUAUUGGUAUAACGUAAUUUUUAAAGUGAGGUACUAUAAAUAAAAAUUAUUAAAUAAUAUUAAA